GCGCAGACAUUCGUUCCAGGGACAAGAAACAGGCACAGUUUGUGACUCGACUCUCCUCUGACCUAACUACAGCUCGGAAGUAAUAGCACGGCCUUGACCAUCACGCACGACCACAUUUUAGUUGGCCUUUGCCCCGCAAACGCCGUGUCCUUACGGAAAGCGCUACUGCAGAGCUGAAAUUCGCGCCUCGACGCACGUUUUCUUUCUGUGGUCAUACAGCCAUCAUCUCGUCGUCCUUCUCCUCAUCGUCUGAUUCUUCUUCUUGUCCACUCCUGUCCCUUCCAUCUCGCUCCUUCCUCUCCCCGGCGCUGUUAUCUCAUCAUAGCAUGUUGGCGCAUUGAGCGCACAUCGACUCCUGCCUACAUGAUCCCACCUGAAGAAACACCCGAGUACACGAGCGAGCUCAACGUCUUGAGUCCAGUAUCUCCCAAGCCAGUCCACUACCCUGUGCCUUCCAACAUUCCUGUUCUCGAAAACCAGAUCGAUCCCAUCUUCAACCAGACCAGGACGCAUAUGGCUGAAGUCCCGCCUCAACAGCUCCCUCCUCCGAUGUAUCAAGACCAGCAAGCUGGCGCCUUCAACCAACAACUUCAUCAACACCAACAUGCCCAACAUACUCAGUCUCAUUCUAACCAUCCUGAAGCCUACAUGACUCAUCAAACAGGUCAAGCAGGGCAGGGUCAAGCCCAGGCUCUCUCUCAAGCGCAGAGUCAGGGUCAUCAAGCUUAUCAUCAGGUGCAAGAGCAGGCCAUGAUUGGAACGGAUAGUCAGACCAAUCAAGUUCCUCCUGUCGUACAUUAUGACGAGAAGUACUCUUACCAGCCCACCGCCUCUGGCGCCGUGGCCUCGCAUGACGCUUCUGCCUCUGCAUCUGUUCCAUCUGACAUUCCUUAUCCCUCUACUGCUGCCCAUCAUCUCCCUGCCUUGCCAACCCAUUUCAACAACGAUGCCUCCUUCCAGAGCAACUCCUUCCACGCUCAGAACCAAGUCAACGCCUCUACAGCCAACGCCAGUGCGACUGAGCUCCCCCCAGGUGUUGAGACCAAUAGUUUGCAGAGCCUUCUCAACAACUUGUCGCAACCCACCCAUAGUCAGGCUCAGUCCACUUCUCCCUCCUCCCAAGUCGCUCAGACUCCCCCCAAUCCUGCAAAGUCUGCUCAAGCCGCUGCUCAACAAGAGCAAGCUUACUCGACCUAUACGAACAACUUCCAAGGUCAACAAGGCCAGCAAUCGCAGCCGCAACAGCAGAACGGAGGAUACACAAGCAACAACGUAGGCGCCAAUGGUUUGCCUCCUCCACCCACCGCUUCGUUUCAGCAAGGCGUCAAGCUCGAGAGUCAGCGUGAGAGAAAGCAAGCAGCAGGAGAAGUUCUGGACGAGGACGAUCAGCCUUGGACACCAGAGACACAGCAUCGCUACGACAACUUCCUUACCGAGGAGAGAAAGUAUGUGACUGAGGGUAACUGGGAGCAGUUCCCCUAUGGGUCGAGAUUGUUCGUCGGCAAUCUUUCCAGCGAAAGAGUGACGAAGCGUGACAUCUUCCACGUCUUCCACAAGUAUGGCGAUUUGGCACAGAUCUCAAUCAAGCAGGCGUAUGGCUUCGUGCAGUUUCUGGAAUCUAGUGGUUGCUCCAAAGCUAUUAGCGCCGAGCAAGGAAAGACUAUCCGAGGAAAGAAGAUUCACCUCGAAGUGAGCAAGCCUCAGAAGAACCGCAACCCCGAUCCACGCGCCCCUCGUCGUUCACGUUCGCCCGAUACUGGCCGAGCUGGUAGCUCCUCGGUCGUACCAGAUCGUUAUCUACCAGCCGACAGGAGAGCAGAAAGAGAUCGAGACAGAGAUAGGGACAGAAACAGAGACAGACGGUCCCGCGACUAUCGUCCUGGAAGAUCUCCUUCGCCACGCUCUCCUAGAUCUCCCAGAUCCUACCGCGGUCGCGACAGGAGUAGAGACAGAUACGAUGCUCGGUACAGGAGCAGGUCCAGAACACCACCCUACGGUGGACGUAGCGGUCGCUUCCGCAGUCCUAGUCCGAGAAGACGCAACAGCGACGAUGACCUACCCCUGCCACGAAGAGCUCCACGCGAUGUACCCGACGUACAGAUCAUUGUUCUGGACGACCUCGAUCGCAACUUCAUAGCAUGGCUCGAGCACUCCUUCACUCUCCAGGGCAUCCGUGUCGAUGUCUUGCUUUUGUCUCCACGUCUGUCCGAAGCUGCUGUCGUCCGUCGUCAGAUCCUUGAGGGCGUUCUGGCAGUUUCGCGCAUCACGCGCAUCAAUCAGCAAACGGCCAAAAUACCUCUGCAAAUCUUCGAUCGACGCGCUGGUAUAGAGAAUGUGCGCUUUGACGAGUACGACAACCUUGAUCCCACCAUCGCCGCUCAGUUAGUCUUGCGCGCAAAGGCUGCUCCUGCUUAUGCACCACCUCAACCCGUACCUGCUCCUGUACAGUAUGGCUACGGAGCAGGCGUCACCGCCGCAGGCCCAAACCUCUCCAAUUUGAUCACCUCUCUUGAUCCUACUGGUUUGCAGAAGCUUCUCGGUGUCAUGCAGCCGCCAGGUAUCCCCACAGGCCCUCAAACUGGUUUCCCUGCUACAGCCUUGACACCAGACCUGGCCAAACUUCUUGGUAACGCUACUGCAGUUCGCCCACCACCUCCAUUGUCGUCGCCCGGUAUUCACACACCGGGUCUGCAGUCACCACCGUCUUACGCUCAAUUGCCUCACCCUAGCCAAGAUCCGCUGGCUGCAUUGAGAGCAAACCCUGCUUUGGCGAAUCUCCUUGCUCAGUCGCCUCAGAGCAUUGGUGUUCCUCAUUUGGGCGUCCAAACCCCAAACCUGCGUUCACCAAUCCAGCCUCAGCAGCAACAUUCUCUACCCAACAAUGGACAACCCGAUAUGGCCGAUAUCCUCGCAAAGCUAGGGUCUUACAGGCGAUAGUCUCAGCCUUGAGAUUUGAAUGCUGCUACCACUCUAUUCACACUCACAACCGCCACCUCGCAUCCUCCCCUUCUGUCUCUUUGUUUCUGGGCGCACAUAGCGAAAUCUUUUGUUUGAGUUUUUUCUUCCUUUCGGGGCCUUGGAGGCAUCAUGGGAGGUAUCAUGAAAUUUGCAUUGUCCGGAUUGUUCUUUCUUGGGUCUAUUCGGGUACUCGCAUUUCAAGGGUCUCCUUAUUCAUUACAGCAUGGCUUACUGGUGCAUGGUGUACUUCACUGUUUGGCGUUUGAUUCCUUGCGUCGUUCUUGCAAGGAAAAGUUGUUGUUUCCGCACAUCUUUCGGGAUUCGGUGUCAGGAGUGUGAAUGGAGUUCUUUUUAACAUUUGUUUUCGGAGUAGGAAGGGGAGAUAUUCUGAUAGGUAUAAGUGAUACAAGAAUGAGAGUUAUACAACUU
Messenger RNA from Aureobasidium pullulans EXF-150, 3387 nucleotides. RefSeq lists its product as uncharacterized. The transcript is spliced from 2 exons. Lineage: Eukaryota; Fungi; Ascomycota; Dothideomycetes; Dothideales; Saccotheciaceae. The coding region runs from base 364 to 2937 and encodes 857 amino acids. Gene Ontology annotation, molecular function: RNA binding. The record is from RefSeq and is a predicted model, not a curated record.